UACGUCUGUGUGUUUCUGACAGACCUGGGUUCAGCGGUGGCCAUGCUGGCGGGCGGGGGGAGGAUCCAGGGAGUGGUGCGCUUCCUGCAGCUGUCGGAGCAGCGGUGCCUGAUCGAUGGGACCAUUGAUGGGCUGGAGCCCGGACCCCACGGCCUCCACGUCCACACCCUGGGGGACCUGACCCAGGACUGCCUCAGUUGUGGAGAGCACUAUAACCCCUUUGGAAGACAACACGGCAGUCCAGGGGAUUCUGAAAGGCAUGUCGGUGAUCUGGGAAAUAUUGUCGCUGGACCAGAUGGCAGGGCUUCAUUUAGACAAGAGGACAGUCAGAUAAAGGUGUGGGAUGACGCCUGGUUGGGUGCGAUACCCUCUCCCAACAGACCGGGAACUCUUGGGGAAAGACUGGCCUGUGGGAUCAUCGCCCGAUCAGCAGGUCUUUUCCAAAAUGCAAAACAGAUUUGUGCGUGUGACGGGGUCACGCUGUGGGAGGAGAGAGACCGGCCCAUCGCAGGGAAAGGCCGGAGCAAAGCCAGCACAGAGACCCCUGCUGCACACCUCUGAACCUGAGACACAAACACGAUCAUAUCUCUAACCUGUGGACAGUAAAGGGCACAUCGGAGAGAAAUGCAGAGGACAUUUGCUGAUAGAGGGUCAAAGCUGAAGCGAGGAAAACAAAGAGUACUUAGGAAAACGUUUACACACAGCUGGACGGACGACCAAAGAUGAAAAGCCUUAGUUUCAUGAUUUCUUUCUUUGUGUCAAAAUCAAAUCCUCCUGCGGUCGCACACUAUGUCCUCGGAGGAUUCUAAAGCGGAUUAAAUCCACAUGGGACUUUGUGAAAGUCACCUUUGAUUAGCUAGAUUUAAUUUAAUAUGUUUGUAUAACCAGUCCCCUCUGACACGCUUGUCACAUCACUGUCUCAUUGGAUGUAUUGGCUGGGAUGAAUGCGCUGUAGUCUGGCAUUAAAAAUGUCUACUUUAAUUAUAUACGCCUCCUAAAAACAGUAGGAGUAUCUAUUAAGAGGAAAAUCAACACACAAAUGGGAUUACAAAGCGGUGUCAUGCUAAUAUUUAGUAUAUUCACUGUCAUGUAGACUUUCUCAACCUAAGUAACCUGUAACACUUAGUGUUUUUAUUGAGAAUGCAUUGAAAAAAUACCCAGAAAGGCUACAGAAAAGUCCAAAUACAAACCUAAAAUGUAGGACAAUUGGUGGAAACAUCAAAUGAUGGGCACUCCUGGUAGUAACUGUAGCCUAAACAUUGACAAUCCCAAAGUUAUGGAUUCACAUGUCCAGGAUGAAUCCCAAUGUGAUAUCUUAAAGAAAUCCAUCUAUGAAGGGUCACAAUAAGAGUGUGAUCGACGUAAAUAUUCGCCGUUAGCUGAAUUUGGACCUCACUUGUGUCCACCAUUGGUGUGUUCAUUUUGAAUCCAUAAGGUGGUGUGAGUGACUCGGCUAAGAGAGAUUUAAAAGAGAGAGAGAGAGAGUCAAAUUCCACCGAGAGUGAAAGGCCGAGGGGGGGUUAAAGUUUGAGGGGGGGCUUCCUUGAAGGACUGUUCCCUCAGCUGUCUUCACAACAUGGAGACUGGGUGUACAAUUACCUUAGCAGCUUACAGAAGAACUGUAAAUCGGCUUUGAAUCAACCACUGUAUUGUCUUGAUGAUUGAGGUAUAAUAUAAUAACGUAAAACCUCU
Notothenia coriiceps (black rockcod) is the source of this 1692-nucleotide messenger RNA. RefSeq names its product copper chaperone for superoxide dismutase (gene ccs). Gene Ontology annotation, biological process: superoxide metabolic process. The transcript is spliced from 6 exons. The annotation marks the transcript as partial. NCBI's taxonomy places the organism in Eukaryota, Metazoa, Chordata, Actinopteri, Perciformes, Nototheniidae. The record is from RefSeq and is a predicted model, not a curated record. Gene Ontology annotation, molecular function: copper ion binding.